Molecule: messenger RNA, 6298 nt
Organism: Malurus melanocephalus (red-backed fairy wren)
Lineage: Eukaryota; Metazoa; Chordata; Aves; Passeriformes; Maluridae
Gene: PIP5K1B
Product: phosphatidylinositol-4-phosphate 5-kinase type 1 beta
Exons: 16
Coding region: 3952-5577 (541 amino acids)
Biological process (GO): phosphatidylinositol metabolic process
Molecular function (GO): phosphatidylinositol kinase activity
Source: RefSeq, a predicted model, not a curated record
CCCGAGCCGGGCCGGGGCAAGGGGUGAGCCGCACCGGGAGCGGCGGGUCCCUGUCCCYGCUGGGAGUCCCGCCGGCACCCGAGGCCUGAAGGACCGGCGGAAAACCUGUCUUAUUCCUGUGCUCUCUCUCUGUCUCUCUGCAUGUGCGUGUGUGUGUGUGUGUAUGUGUUCGCUUUGGGAGGGGGGAGAUUUUUCUGUGAACUUCCACGGACUUUUGAGUCUCUUAAUUGUGGGAUUCCAGCUUUUUAAGGAAAAGAGGCACCCAACAGCAUGUGGGGGGACGGUGGGAGGUAGAUUCCUGGGUGCCUGAGGCGCUGGCUAUUCCGGGAUUGAGCUCUGCUGCAGCUGAACGGGCUUUUCCAGGUGCGCGCAGCCCAUCCCCGUGAGGUCCGGCUGAGCGCCGCAGGGUGAACGGGGCUGGACUGAGACGUUUCUGCCCCAGACGCYGUUUUUGCCAAGUAGAGUACGACAGCGGCAAAGUGUUUAAAUAGUCAACUUACCUGUUAGCACCAUAAAGUGACUUCUGUAAAGUAGCAAUUUUUCUAAUACCCUGCUUGAGUGAUAAGAGGUUUUKGGGUUAUCCUCUGCUACCCCACCUUUUCUCUUUAAUGCUGCCUCUUAAAAGCUAAGCUAUGGUGCUUGCUGUUGCUUUAGGAAAACUUGGUGCUGAUGUUUUAUCUCUCCCUAAGGAAAUGUAAAUAUGCUUGUUUCAUGUUGUUUCUAAAAGGAUAUUGCUUAACAUGAAGAAACACGUUUGUGUUCCUUCUGUUUUAUUAGAGUUAGGUAUUUAUGUAGAUGUUUUGACACUGAUAUUUGGGUAAUGUAAGGUGAGGAGGGCUUAAAUCAAAAUUAAAACCACAGAAAUACUUCUUAAAAUGAACCUAGCAUAAGGAGUAUUGAAAUUUGUGAAUAUAUGUUGUAGCACCCACUGGGCUUUUUUAUGUAGCAAUGUAAAUUUAUAGGAUGUUUAUCUCAUCGUUUGUUAUGGUGAGAUGCUUUAUAAUGAAGUUCAUUAAAUUGUGUCUCAAAAUUCUUCCAUCUUCAAAGCAGAGAAUACAUAUUCUGAUGAAUGCCUAAUGUCGUUGUUACUCUGACUCUUCCAGAAUAUAAAUAAUACUUAAUUUGUCACAUCUCUUUCUCCAUCCAAAUACUUUCUCCUAUCCGUUAUUUAGGUUUUUUCCCUUAUAGCUAUUUCAAAACCGAUUCAGAAAAACCAAAAUUGAACACAAGUGCUCAAAUCUCUUCUGUUCUUAAAGAUCAGUGUCUAAUAAUUAAUUUGUUGGGAGAAAAUAAAACAGGAUUGUAAAAAUGUUCCUCUUACUAUUUCUAUUUUACUGUGUUACAUAUCUUCCUUGCAUUCUUCAUUUCCCCCAAUUAGAUAAAACAGGGAGUUGAAAAGCAUGUUCUAAGUCUAGGAAUUGAUCCUUAAACCAUUCAAAGCAGCAGGAGGUUUCUUUAUCUAAGUUCAUUGGGUACUAGUUAAGGGCUCUCUUUAGUUAUUUAUUUGGGUGUUCUUGAUAUUGGGACAAUUGAAACAUGUGCCUAAAAAUAAGCAUUUGGUCACAUGUUUUACUGUAAUUGGGUGUGUUUGCAGAAUAGUGUUGAUUUCUCUCUUUAUUAUCUAGUCUGUAGGGAGCUAGAAAAUUUAUUUUUUCACUUCUGAUACCAGCAGAAUGGGCUAGAAGCUAUAAAAACUACUUUCUCUGUGGUCUUUUAUUGUGCUUCAUGUACUGCUGAAAAUGUGCUUAGUGAUUCUUGCAGUCCUGAACAUACUGUACCUAAUUUGUGUGUUUGUAUUCUGUGUAACCAGGGCACAUUAGGUGUGUUGGCAUUCUUGGCUACUGUGGAGUAGAUACUGGCAACAACUCUUCCUCGGGCAGCUGACUGUAAGGCCUCCCCUGUUCCCCCAGCUCACAUUUGCUUUUAAGGGUAGAUAAGAGCUGGCAAAGCUUCCAUGCACUUUUCAGCACUCUGCACAAAACAGUGCUGUGCUAGCAAUUGCUGAGAGUAUGCCCCAAGAUUUGUCUUACAGAGAGAUUGAAGGAUGUGUACUUGUUGGUUUGGACAGGUGCUCUCUCUGCUGAUUAAAACAACUGGCUCGAUGACCAGGCCCAGAGAGUGGUGGUAAAUGGAGUUAUAUCCAAUGGAGGCUGGUUACAAGUGUUCCCCAGGGCUCACUAAUGGUGCCAGUUCUUUUAAAGGUUUUUAUUGAUGAUCUGGAUGAGUGGAUUGAGUAUACCCUCAGUAAGUUUGCAGAUGACACCAAGUCGAAUGGGAGUGUUGAUCUGCUGGAGGGUAGGAAGGCUCUGCAGAGGGAUCUGGACAGGCUGGAUCAAUGGGCAAGGCCAGUGGUAUGGGGUUCAACAUGCCAAGUGCCUGUCCUUGGGUCACAACAGCUCUAUGAAGUGCUAGACGCUUGGGGCAGAGYGCCUGGAUAGGGGUCCAACAGAUAAGAGCCUGGGGGUGCUGGUCAACAGCAGCUGAACAUGAGCCAGCUGUGGCCAAGAAGGCAAAUGGYAUCCUGGCCUGUACCAGCAAUAGCGUGGCCAGCAGGACCAGAACAUUGAUUGUCCUCUGUACUCACUGGUGGUGAGGCCACACUUCAAAUCCUGCAUCCAGUUCUGGUCCCCUCACUGCAGGRCAGACAUUGAGRUGCUGGAGUGUGUCCAUAGAAGGGGAACAGAGAUGGUGAAGGGUCAGGAGCACAAAUCCUGUGAGGAGCAGCUGUGGGAAUGGGGGUUGUUUAGCCUGGAGAACAGGAGGCUUAGGGGGGUGAAAAGAAGGCCAAAAGGAGCAUGUAGCCAAGUGGGGGUGGUUCUGUUCUCCCAGGUAACAAGCAAAAAGGCAAGAUGAAAUGGCCUUAUGCUGCACUGGGCAGCUAACAAGCAAUAAUGCAAGAGGAAAUGGCCACAAGCUGCCCUAAGGGAGGUUUAGAUAAGGUAUGGGAAAAAUUUCUUCCCUGGAAGGRUGGUCAGACAGUGGUGAAGAGUGCCUAAGGGAGUGACAGAAUCRUUGUGCUUGGACGCAUUUAGAAGAUGUGUAGAUAGUGGUUCAGAUGUGGACCUGGCUCAGUCAGGUUAACAGCUGGACUCGGUGACCUUAAGUGUCUUUCUAACCUAAAUGAUCCUAUGAUUCUACUGCUGGUAAUUAUGUUAUGCCAUGCUCGAAAUUUAUAUAUUGUAGAAGCUAAAAAGCAAAUGUCAGUGAUCAGGCAAAAUAAAAUGUGCAUUUAGGAGCAUAUUGAUGAACAGUUGUGUAUAUGUUUUAUUGAUUAAAACCCCAUAGUGCUUAAUAACAAGCUCUACACACGUUAACUGCAAUGGAAUGCUUUUUAAAAUUAAGUCUUUGCUGGCAGUACUAAGAAGGGAUUGGGAAYGUGGUCUUCAUGUCUUCUCUGCUCAGCCUCCUGCCAUUCAGGGUCAGGUACAGCUUGGACCAUUCCUCUUCUAARUGUAAUUUGUAUUUGAAUCUCUUUUAUACGUCAUUGCUUGGUAGGGGCUCAUACCAUUGAUAUUCUAAAUUUUAUUUUCUCUGAAUAGACCAAGUGUCUGAUUUGUCAUUUCAGAUUCCAGCUAUGAUUAUGUGGUCAUGUGUCUUGUCUUAUUCUUCACAUUUGUACAGUCCCGAAAGAGCCUUUUUCCUCCUUUGUGAGAAAGAAACUUGCAGUCCUCCUUCAUUGAACUGGAAAUCCCAUUUUUUUAUGUUCCUGCUUCAUUCUCCAGUUGCGACUAGAAAAGCAUAUCAACCUGUUGCAAGACCAGGGAGCACACACAUUGCCCACCCUGGAGCCGAGGCACAGAGGCUGAAAGAUUCAUUCAGUGAAUUCAGUGAAUAAGAAGUGUGCAACUGCAGAUCAAGACCCAGUGUUGGUUGUGGAAAAUAUUAACACUACCAAUGUAUGGCUUGAUCUCUUCUCUCAGCUCCAGAUGACCUGCCCWGUUAUUCGUAAGGAUGUCGUCUGUUACUGAAAAUGGAGAUGUUACUGCUGGAAAGCCAAAUGAAGAGAAAACAUAUAAAAAGACUGCAUCCUCAGCUAUUAAAGGCGCUAUCCAGUUGGGAAUAGGAUACACAGUAGGAAGCCUUACAUCAAAACCAGACAGAGAUGUUCUUAUGCARGACUUCUAUGUAGUGGAAAGUGUCUUUCUACCAAGUGAAGGGAGCAAUCUUACCCCUGCUCAUCAUUACCCCGACUUCAGAUUUAAGACGUAUGCACCUCUUGCCUUCCGCUAUUUCAGAGAACUUUUUGGUAUCAAGCCUGAUGACUAUUUGUACUCAAUCUGCAGUGAACCUUUAAUUGAAUUAUCCAAYCCAGGUGCCAGUGGGUCGUUAUUCUUUGUAACUAGUGGUGAUGAAUUCAUCAUCAAAACAGUUCAACACAAAGAGGCUGAGUUUCUUCAGAAGCUCUUGCCAGGUUAUUAUAUGAAUCUGAACCAGAAUCCAAGGACUCUUCUACCCAAAUUUUAUGGGCUGUACUGUGUUCAGUCUGGAGGCAUUAAUAUUAGAAUUGUUGUCAUGAACAAUGUUUUGCCACGAGCCUUGAAAAUGCAUUUCACAUAUGACUUGAAAGGCUCCACCUACAAACGGAGAGCAUCAAGAAAAGAGAGGGAGAAGUCCAACCCUACAUUCAAAGACCUGGACUUCUUGCAAGAUAUGCAUGAAGGAUUGUAUUUUGACUCUGAAACACACAGUGCACUAAUGAAAACACUACAGCGUGACUGUCGAGUUCUUGAAAGUUUCAAGAUCAUGGAUUACAGUCUGCUUUUGGGGAUCCACAUAUUGAACAGUAACAUGAAGGAAAAGGAAGGAGAGUGCUCCCAGAGCACAUCAGAUGCAAAACGUCAUGGAGGGCAGAAAGUUCUCUAUUCCACAGCCAUGGAAUCUAUACAGGGCCCUGGGAAGUCAGGAGACUCCGUCUCCACAGAGACAACAAAUACAAUGGGAGGUAUUCCAGCCAAAAGCCAUAAAGGAGAAAAGCUGCUUCUAUUUAUGGGUAUUAUUGAUAUUCUCCAAUCUUACAGGUUAAUGAAGAAGCUGGAACAUUCUUGGAAAGCACUUGUUUAUGAUGGGGAUACUGUUUCAGUUCAUCGACCAAGUUUUUAUGCAGACAGAUUUUUAAAGUUUAUGAAUGCAAGAGUUUUCAAAAAAGUUCAAGCUUUAAAGCCUUCACCUUCAAAGAAACGGUGCAAUUCCAUCACAGCCCUAAAGGCAGCAUCACAAGAAAUAGUGUGUGCAGUUAGCCAGGAGUGGAAGGAUGAAAAGCAUGGCAUUCUUGCUGAAGGACAAAGCUAUGCCAGCCUUGAUGAAGAAGCAGUACUGGGUUCGCACCACCGGCCAGAUCUAGUGCCAAGCACUCCAUCUCUGUUUGAAGCAGCUUCUUUGGCAACCACAAUUUCUUCUUCUUCUUUGAAUGUAGAUGAGCAUUGUCUACGUGAUCGACCUACRCUCUAUUCUAGCAGUAAAGGGUUACCUUCAAGUUCAACAUUCACGUUGGGAGACAGUGCCAUCUAUCUGACUUCAGAACAGAGCACACUGGAAAUGGAAAAYGAUAAUGCUUCAGUUUUGGAUGUCUACUUAUAACAAAUAUGUGAAGAGAAAAACUAAGAGAAGUGACCAUGGUUAAUGAAGAGCACUUUCUCCACUCCUCAUUUAAGAAGGAGGAAUUUGCUGAGCCUAAUAGACAAAGACUAAUAAUCAACAGAACUUAUUCUAAGAAGUGUCAGGAUCUUUGAACCAUAGAAAGGAUUGAUGGACUUGACAAAAAUGACAUGAAACAUUCCACACUCUGCUGUCAUCUGCUGUUGCUUGCUCAACUGUGAAGAACUGUGUAUUCAGGCUGCUUUCUACAAUAUUGCCAAUCACCUUUUUUGGACUUCAAAGUGAUAUUUUCUUAUCAGUUCUCUAGUGGUUUCAUUUGCAUGCACUCUGUAACUAUGCACAAGCAAAACCUAUUAUCUGCUUCACCUAUUUAAAAAUAAGCACAGUGGUGAAUAAAAUCAAUUUCUUUUUUUUUUUUUUUGACCCCUCAGUUCUAAUAGCUUAGGUCCACAUCAGUGGAAAUUGGAACUGAUGUUGUAUGAGGGUUAGGGCAAAUCUCUGCACAUACCAUAUGAAAAUGAGCCUCUAAAGAUACUUUCACUGUUGGUAAAAAGGAGAUAAAAAUGUUAUUUAUAACAAGGCCUUACAUUGUGUACAUAUAUUGUCCUUGAAAUAUUUUUGAUUUUGCUUUAUUUCUUGUAAAAGAAAAUUCUAUAAUUUAUUUAGAAAAUACUACUGUAAACUAUAGUUUUAUUGAUGAAUA